AUGCCUUUCUUACUACAAUCAAAGCGGUUAUGUCUCUCUUGUUGUUACCUCUUUACUUCACUUUUCCUAGCCUUGUAUGUAUCAAUCUCUCCAAGCUUUAAAUGCGUCCUACUUCGUGCUGCACCUUAUGAUCCAAUUCAAUCCCCUCUUUUUACUUACCCUUCUUCUUAUGGUGAACACAAACAUGCCUUUCCUACUCUUCGCACAUCCUGUUCUUCCCCUGUUUUUUUCUCAGAUUACCCAUCUGUUUUUACGGAGGUUCAACAAUGUUGUCAAAAUUGGACCAAUUUUUCAUUGAGUUACAAGCAAGGAAAGGCUGGCACAUUUGGUGGGAAUUUAAGCUUAGAGAUAAGGAUUUCUAUCUUGGAUCAAUUACAACAAAAGAUGGAUUUUCCAUGUGGUUUCUUUCAUCCAUAUCCUAUCAAUAUUAAUGAUAAAGCAGAGAUGGAAAAGUGCAAAGACGUGGUAGUAGUUUCAGCUAUAUUUGAUGAUCAUGAUAAAAUCCGGCAACCAAAAAGGCUAGGCUCUAAGACUCUAGAUAUCACUUGUUUCUUCAUGUUUGUAGAUAAUGUUACAUUGAAAGGGCUAAUUGAUCAAAACUUAUUUUCAAAAGAGACAAUUAAAUAUAAGAUUGGUGUAUGGAGGCUACUAAUUGUUUCCACUGAAGGGCUAUAUCCAAAUCCAGCCAUGAAUGGCGUAAUACCAAAGUACUUGGUUCAUAGGCUUUUUCCCAAUGCUAAGUACAGCAUUUGGUUGGAUGGUAAAUUACAACUUGUGGUAGAUCCUUUGCUUUUGAUUCAUUCUCUUGUUAUCAAGGAAGAUGUGGAUAUGGCCAUUUCAAAGCACCCCUUUUUUAUGCAUACCAUGGAAGAAGCUAUGGCCACUACAAGAUGGAAGAAAUGGUUGGAUGUAGAAAAAAUAAGGGUGCAAAUGGAAACUUAUUGUGAGAACGGGUUGCGUCCUUGGUCAUCAACCAAGCUGCCUUACUCAUCAGACGUGCCAGAUACAGCCAUGAUAUUACGGAAGCAUGGAGUUGGAAGCAAUUUGUUUUCAUGCCUAAUGUUCAAUGAGUUAGACGCCUUUAAUCAUAGAGAUCAGCUUGCGUUUGCGUUUGUGAGAGACAAAAUGAAGCCUAAAAUUAAAAUAAAUAUGUUUGAAGUGGAAGUUUUUGAGCAGAUUGUUUUGGAAUAUCGCCACACUUUAAAGCGUAGAGUUUCUAACUCCAUUGCAACCAGUGCAAGUCAACAUAAGAUCGUCAGAGCUCGACGUGAUAUUUCUGAGGAAACGAUGGGUCUUGGCAAGUGUUUUGAUUAUUUUGUAGAGAUGUGGGGUGAAUCUCACUGACAUUUUGAUUAUUUUCCUUCAUUCGUUAAAUUAUUUGAUUCAUUUCUUGUUAAAUAAUGGAAAAAUAUCAAGAUAAUAUCUAUACAAAUUAAGAGUAUAUACAUAGUAGAUGUAUUUAAUCGAUCAAGGAAAUACUUAAAUAGUGUAUAUACAAAAUAUCAAGCUACAUUUGCCUUAUAUUGCAUUUUUAUAAUAUUGUAGUUAUAUAAUGUACUGUUUUUGUUGUUUAUGUGUUGACGAGGAUUUGAGAAAGAAAUCAAUGCAAGAAGAAAGACCCCAAAAUCUAUACAAAUGGGUCAAGUUUUUUUUUUAAAAAAAAAAAAAUGCAGUUCGAAUAAGCUCAGAGUGGACUCAACUUUCACGCAUCUCUUACCAAAGUCAACUUGCCUUUUCUCAUGGUUUUGUAUUAUUUAAUUUUGGUUUUUAUUUUUUUUUUUUGUAUUUUUAUAUGAAGAAUGAUUGGGUUAUUAUUAAGUCUUCUAGCCCUUGUUUAGUUUAUGUU
Amaranthus tricolor (Joseph's coat) is the source of this 1846-nucleotide messenger RNA. Its product is annotated as alkaline ceramidase TOD1. NCBI's taxonomy places the organism in Eukaryota, Viridiplantae, Streptophyta, Magnoliopsida, Caryophyllales, Amaranthaceae. The transcript is spliced from 4 exons. The record is from RefSeq and is a predicted model, not a curated record. The coding region runs from base 1 to 1344 and encodes 447 amino acids.